CGACACUGAAGGUGCACGACCUCGAUCGUGACUGUGGGCACCAGGGUGCGCUUCCUCCCCUGGUGGAGGAGCUAACAGUUAGCCGCGGCUCUGUGUGUGUAGCACCGUGUCCGCCUGGUCACGAGCUGCUAAUGUAACGUAGCACUCGUCAUUGGGUGAAGCAGCAGCCGCCAUUUCAUUCUGCGAGGGUCCGAACACAGUGCUGCUGCUGAAGUGACGUGGCAGCUCCAAAAUGGUGAAAAUAUUCAUCGGGAACUUGUCAGCUGACACUACAUCAGAUGAGCUACGCUCUCUCUUCUCCCAGUACGGCAAGAUUUCAGAAUGUACAAUCGUCAAGAACUUUGGCUUUGUGCACAUGGAUAACAAAACGGAGGCAGAAGAGGCCAUCCGCAACCUCCACCACUAUGAGCUCAAUGGCCAGCCCAUGAAUGUAGAAUUGAGCCGUGGCAAUAUAAAAGGAUCCACCAAACUACAUGUUGGCAACAUCGCUUGUACCAACCAGGAGCUGAGGGCUAAGUUUGAAGAGUUUGGCUCCGUGGUGGAGUGUGACAUAGUCAAAAACUAUGCUUUUGUUCACAUGGAGCAAAUGGAGGAUGCCAUGGAGGCCAUUAAUCAGUUAGACAACACAGCUUUUAAAGGCAAACUGAUGAGCGUGAAGCUUUCGACUAGCCGCCUUCGUACUGCGCCGGGAAUGGGAGACAGAUCGGGUUGUUAUCGUUGCGGGCAGGAAGGCCACUGGUCCAAAGAAUGCCCUCUAGACCAAAAUGGCUACCACAAAAACGGUUCAGAGCCAGAGUCUGAUGGAUACGAUGCCUCGAGAUUUGGCGGGCGUGGUCACAACAGUGGUUAUCAUCCAGACUUCACUGGUGAUCCAGAUUAUGGUGGCGGCUAUGCUCCUGUACAUGUGUUUUCACGGGGUUCUGGUCACAGCAGCAUGGCGGGGUACAGAAGGGGUGCAGGCUAUGAGAGUGCAAUGAGAUACGGGCCGCACCCAGGUUAUGGCAUAAGCGCUGUUGCUGAUCAUAGCAUGCCUCGGAUGUAUGGCAGCGAGGCGGCAUACAGGGGCAACGGCUCACUCUAUGGCGCGGUACCAGCCUACCCGAUGCGACGGUCGCCUUACGAGGAACGGGAUCCGUACGGGGUCGUGGACUACUAUGAAAAGUACAGGGCCAAUUCUUACGGAGGCAGUUAUUUCGAGGAACGCGGCGCCGUCCCCUUGCCUGCUCCAUCAACCCCCUCCAUAGCUAUUAUUCGGGAACGUCUUCCCCCCUCUAGCCUUGACCCAUACGAGUGCCCUCCCCUCCCUCCUCCACCAGCCCCAGUCUCCUCAUUCUAUGCACGUGACCGGAGUCCGAUACGGAGAGUCCCUGCCGAGGCAGACGGAUAUGCAUAUGAUCGUUCGCGCCUUUCCCCGGUGCUGACCCUCCCAAGAAGCACUGCCUAUGAACAUCCUCGGGAUCCCGGUGCUGAGCGGACAAGAUAUACAUACUAAUCUGUUUCCCAAACAGCAAGAUAGGAUAGCCCAAGUGCAAUUGGAAUCACUAAAAAUUAAAUGUUACAGUGUGUCUCAUUGGUAAUAUCAGGGGCAAAAGUCAGCCCGUGUGGGUAGUAUGGACAAGGUGACAAUAAAGCUUUCCAAUUAUCCAACAACUAGAAUUCAGUGGAAAUGGUUGAAUGCACCCACCUGACGCUGUGAUCUCAUUCCAGCUUAUACUACAAAAUGCAGAGCAACGAAUGCUCAGUUGACCUCCGUUCAUCUUCCUAUUUACAUGUUGUGAUAUUGGUGCAGUUCUGAAAUGGCGUAGUUUAAUGUGAAAGUGCAGAGAUUGAGUUUUUCUACAAACUGGUUGAUCCAUCCAUUUGUGAUACUGUAAAAACAAAAAAAAAUCCCCCCUCCCCCAUAUAGUAGCAGUAUGUUCAUACAAUAUUUAGAUUAAUUCAAUAGAAACACAUAAAAUUAAUGCAUGGUGCAUGUUUUAGAGGUGAGUCUUAGGGUUAUGUUAAUUCAAUUUAAUGAAUUCUUUUCAGCAGCGUCUUUGUGUAUUUCUGUCUAUUCAUUUGUGUUGAUGUAAGUUUACAUUGUUACUGCAUAUAUAAAUCAAAAAAUAAAUUUCAAUACCUUAUGCCUCAUCACCUACAUUGGUAAAUGGGGGGGUUACAUGUCAAACCUGUACAAAUAUAGACCUGCACAAAAUGAAAAAUUAUUAUACUUUUGUAAUUGGGAUAAUAUGAAACCUAUUUGUGGAAUUGUGUUGAAGAACUUUCCAAGCUGCAUUUUGGUCAUGUUUUUUAAUAGUCACAUUACUUGUUUUAAAUUUAUUUUCAGUGCUGUGAUAUAUAUGAGGCUUUACGCUUUCAACAUAUGUUGUAGUUCCAUGAGAAAAUUAUCUCAAUUGCCUGUGCUGUCUGUCUUGAUUUCUAACUAUUAGGUCAAAAUUAAAACCUGUUUAAAGACUGA
Paralichthys olivaceus (Japanese flounder) is the source of this 2458-nucleotide messenger RNA. Lineage: Eukaryota; Metazoa; Chordata; Actinopteri; Pleuronectiformes; Paralichthyidae. The record is from RefSeq and is a predicted model, not a curated record.